Messenger RNA from Besnoitia besnoiti, 4395 nucleotides. RefSeq names its product WD domain, G-beta repeat-containing protein. The transcript is spliced from 13 exons. The record is from RefSeq and is a predicted model, not a curated record. Bases 1 to 4395 code for a protein of 1464 amino acids. Gene Ontology annotation, molecular function: protein binding. NCBI's taxonomy places the organism in Eukaryota, Apicomplexa, Conoidasida, Eucoccidiorida, Sarcocystidae.
AUGGACAAAGGUCGGGCAGUGCCCUACGCGGUGGUAGCGGAAGAGGGCUCCAGGGCGUCAGCAGCACCGCACGCAUCUCCGGAGAGUAGCGGGGGGGUGCCACCCAGUGCCGGAUCCCCAGGUUCAUCUGGACAUGGAAAAGAAGGAGACGAAGAGACUAGCGCAGGGCCGCAAGCCGCAAGUUUGGUUCAUCGUCAUAUCUUUGGAGCAAAAGGCGAUGUAAAAAAUGCCGUUCAUUACGUCGAACAAGGACUCGUUGCGUAUCCAGCAGGGCACCAUGUUGUACUGUACUCUACGGAGACGAGGACACAGAAAUUCCUUCUCGGCUCUGACGAGUCCACAGGCUGCACGUGUCUGGCUAUGAGCAUGAAUCGGCGGUUUCUGGCGGUGGGCGAGAAGUGCCCGCAAAGGGCACUGGUGACUAUUCACGAUCUGCUGACGAACAAGAGAAAGAAGUCGCUGGCCUUCGUUGAGUGUGCGUCCACCAGCUUCGUCAGUCUUGCAUUUUCAUCAGACACAAAAUUGCUCCUGGCUCUCGGGGGGCCACCGGAUUGGUGCCUCGUCUACUGGGCGUGGGAGAAACCCAAAGUCCUUGCGUCCUACAAGAUCAACAUCCCUUCCAAAGUUCGCCACUGUGAAUGCUCCUUCAACCCCGUAGACGCAAACGUCGUCUGCAUGAUUGGUGAUGGCGUGAGCCGCUUGAUGAAGCUCCAAGACGGGAGCUUCCGCCCAGUGCAAAAUCAUCUCCUAAAACGGGAAGGGCAAGGAUACACUUGCCAUGCGUGGCUGAUGGAUGGGAACAUCAUAGCUGGCACGGAAGCAGGGGAGCUUCUUUUAUUUGACAACGGAGGGGAUUUCAGGGCGUCUCUAACAUGUGCGCCGGGCUCCAAGGGCUCCGUUCUCUGCAUCAUACCCACGAGCAAGGGUUUUAUCUGCGGUGGGGAAGACGCGACGCUGCACCUGUAUGAAAACGCGGGCGACGAGCAGUACAAGGCAGCGAUGGAGCUGAAAGUGGAGCACCAAAAUGCAGGAGCUCGCGUCACGAGUAUCACUCUCGCGCCCCACGAAGACUCUCUCUGCGUCUGCCUCUCAAAUUCGCAAAUCUUCCAGAUCUCUACCAAAUGCUCAAGGAAGAUCGGCGCUGAAGAAAACCAGGGCCUCACCUACCUGCACACGCCCUUCCAUAUCGGCCCCAUACUCGGACUCGAUGUCUGCGAGUUGAAACCUCUGAUCGUGACUUGCGGCGAAGACAAAUCGAUCCGAGUGUGGAAUUUCCUAGAGAACUCGGUAGAGCUCUGCAAGUUCUACUCCGAGGAAGUCUACAGCGUCGCCUUCCACCCAUCCGGCUUCCACAUUCUCGCCGGAUUUUCUGACAAACUCCGGCUCAUGAAUCUGCUUCUCGACGAGCUGAGGACGAUGAAAGAGUUCCUCAUCAAAGGCUGUCGGGAGUGUCGCUUUUCCAACGGCGGCCACCUCUUCGCAGCAGUCCACUCAAAUCUGAUUCAGGUAUACGAAACGUACACGUGUCGCUCGGUGGCGACGCUCAGAGGCCAUAACUCGAAAGUUCGUGCGCUCUGCUGGUCUCCGGACGACACCAUUCUCGCGUCCACUGGUAUGGACGGAGCUGUCUACGAAUACUACAUCACAAAGGACGGCGCCCGCAUCUCGGACUGGGUACACAAAGGCAUAAGCUUCAGCUCGGUUGUCGCGUAUCGGGGCGAAGAGGCGCUGAACACACUCUUGGUUGUGGGAUCGGACAGUUCGCUGAAGGAGGUCUCAAACUCGCAGCUAGUCAACACCUACGACGCAGGAAGCACCCUCUCUGCGCUCGCGCUCCCCAGAAAGAGGCGGGCGCUCUUCGCUGGAACAGCCGAUGCAGACUGCCCAGGGCAGCUGCGCAGCUACGCCUUCCCUCUGACCGGAGAAUACCUGCGGUACCAUUGCCACGCCGCGCCUGUUCAACGCAUCUGUGUGUCGAAGGACGAGAGUCUGGUGAUUUCCUGCGGCGCGGACGGGACGCUGUGCAUCUGCGGAAUCGUGGAGAAAGAAAAACUCGACGAGGAAGACGAGCUGGUGACAGCCGACUACGCCGACGAAGUCCUCGUGACGCGCACGCAGGUCCGCGAACGCAAGGCGCAGAUGACAGAGCUGGAGCGGCAAGUCGAAGACCUGACGAAUCAGAUGGACUUCCAACUUCGCAAUCGCGAGACGCAACACAAGGAGCAACUGCUGCAGCUCGAAGAACGCUACAACCACGAACUCGAGCUCGAACGGAACAAAUACGAUCUUUUGCGCGAAGAGAAGCAGGAGCAGGAACAGGAGUUCAUUGAGCAAGAGCGAGCCCGGGAGGAGAAGCACGCCGCAAGGAUUCAGCAGAUGGAGACGAACUUCCAAAACAAAAUGACGAUUGAAGUGGCGCGAUACCACAGAGCACUGAGCGAGCGAGAGCGCGACAAUGCGGAGUGGGAAACGCGCUUGAAGCAAGUCACCGACGAGUUCUCCGCCAAAUUCACGCAAAUGACGACAGAUUUCGAGGCCUCCAAGAAGGCCUCGCGCGACGAGCUCGCCACCCUGCAGCAGCAGAAGGAUCUCGCGUUCAAAACGCACCAAGAGCUCCUCAGACAAAUCGAAGAAGACGCUGACCGCGAAAUUGAAGAGCUGAAGGAAACGUACGAGGAAAAACUCGCUCACGAGAACUCUGAGAAAGUCCGGCUGCGCGGGCAAACCGGCAUCCAUCGGAAGAGGCACGAAGAUUUAAAGGAACAAGUGGAGCUCCUCAAAGAGGAGCUGAAGCACAAAGAAGAAAUAGCUCAGCGAUACCGAGCGGACAUCGACAAGCUACUGACCGACAGGGAGAUCGUUUUGAAGGAAGUCCAGGAGCGCGACAGGACGAUUGGCGACAAGGAGCAGCGCGUGUACGAGCUGAAGAAGCAGAAUCAGGAGCUUGAGAAGUUCAAGUUUGUGCUGAGUCACAAGAUUCGCGAGCUGAAAGCCACGAUCGACCCGAAGGACAGAACGAUUGCGGAUAUGCAGAGGCAGAUCCAAGCGAUGGACGCGGAGCUCGUCGACUACCACCGACAGAACAAACUCUCGACUCUAGAGCUGGGUCAGCUCAAGUUGAAGCAGCGCGCGCUUCAGGAUGAGAUCGUCGAUCGCCGGCAGCAGCUGGCGAUCGCUGAACACCAAAUGAAGCGAAUGAAAAACGACUUGUACGAGUGCGUGCAGCACAUCCAAGAUCCGAAGCAGCUGAAGGAGUCCAUCACGUUUCUCUACCAAAAGUACAUCACGAAUGAAGUGUCGAAGGCCGACGUCGACUUUGACAUCUUGAAAGAGCAGAAUCGCCAGCGGGACUACUUGGAGAAGUCUGUCGAGUCUCUCAAGCGCCGCCUAGCCAAAGACUCCGAAGUGCACAGACAGGACAACAUCAAAAUCAUGCAAGAAAACGCCUCGCUGAUCUGCGAAAUCAACGACCUGCGACGCGAGGUCAACCUGCUACGGCUAGAGCGACAAGAGGCGCGAGUCCACGGGGUUUCUCGAAACGGCGCAAAAUUCACACAAAAAGUGAACGAUGGCGCCGACUCGAGUGAAUCUACAGCGGCGCAACCUCCCGCUGAGGAACUGCAGAAAACGAUCGAGCUGCAGGAGAGGCAAAUCGCUGCACUCACGUCGCAGAAUGAGGCCCUCCAACAGAAGCUCCAUCAGCAACAAAAUCACCACGCGCUCGGAAAGGCGCACACAAAUCUGCGCAGAGCAUCGAGAGUGGAGAAAAAAUGCUUCCCAGAAAGCAGCUGGACGCCAAAGCGAAUGCCCGAGUCCGCCCGCACGAAUCCGCAGAACGCUCUCGCAGCGAAGGCGGCGUCAAACACUGGCAAUUCGCGAAAAGUACCUGCGGCGAAGAGGAGACUCUCCUCUCCUGCAAAGCGACUUUCUGCAGCUGCAGCAGACUCAGCGGGUGCGGACUCGCACGAGCGAAGACACUCGACAAACUCAGAAGGGAGUGAGCAGACGGUGGCGGGGGCACAUAGCGAGACUGUAGACGCGACUUCCCCCCUUCCGCUUCGAGACGACAAAGUCAACGAAGCAGGCGAUGGAGCAAGCCCUGAGGGGGGAGAAAAACAGACGGAAGUCGGCGGAGAUGAACCACACGAAGCCCCGCCCGCGCUGGAGGAAGGAGAGAAAGACAAAGGGGAAGACAAACGUGACGAAAGGAAUGACCUCGAAGGGGGUUUGCAGGGGUCCGGGGCUUCAGCCCAGGAAGCGUCGCAUGGACUCCCAGCCGGUGACGCAAAUGAAAAACCAACAACGCACGAAGCAAACGAGCUUGGCGGCGACGGCCGCGCCAGUGAGGAUGCGCGAGAAGGUGCCAACAGCCCCGAGAGGGAGGAAGCUUCCUGA